GUGAAGAGUCGAGAGACUGCACAUUCACUUUCACAGGCAUUCACAUUCAGCGGGAGGCAGGAGCUGCGCACGCGUAGUCCGGCUUUGUGGGGAGCAGGGAGUGUACAUGCGCCGUCUCUGUGCUCUGGGGAUGGCAAAGGGUCUUCAUUCUCACAGAGUGACUGUGUUUCUCUCUGAUCAAUGCCUGGUUCGUGCUGCAGUUCAAACCGGUGGUUGAUAGUGUGAGCAGCAGAACUGUGAAGCUGAGGCCGGCGAAGAUCGACGCGAGCAUCGUGGACUUUUAUUCUUUGAAUUUGCCUCCUCCAAGGAGUUAAUGUUUGCUGCUAAGUGGGAGGAUAACAUCAGGCUCACGUUCAUCUCGAGCGGCGGCCUGUCAAAAUUUAUUUUUGGAAACGCCAGUUUUAUUUUGUUGCUUAGGAUUGUUUUGGAGCAAAGAAAUCGGUUUUAGGAGGAGACGGCGUGUGACGUGGCGCAGCAACUGACAUGGAGCCCGGGGAGGAAAUAGACAUGGACGUUAUGAAACCUCUAAUUGAAGUGACUCAUAGUUCUGAAGGUGUAUCAGAUGAAGAACAAGAACCUGAAUUAACAGACUUACAAUUGCGACAACCUGCUGAUGAAGAGGGAAUUUCGUUUACCCAGACAUUAAUUCACUUGUUGAAAGGAAACAUUGGAACUGGGCUUCUAGGUUUGCCACUUGCAGUCAAAAAUGCAGGUCUUUUGCUAGGACCAGUCAGUCUUGUGUUCAUGGGAAUUGUGGCAAUUCAUUGUAUGCAUGUUGUAGUCCGCUGUAGUCAUCACUUCUGUCAAAGAUUUCAAAAACAAGGUCUGAGUUAUGGUGACACAGUUACAUUUGCUUUGGAACAAGGACCACUCUUAUAUCUUCGAAGCAAAGCUUCAUGGGGAAGGGUGACUGUUGAGUUCUUCCUCAUCAUUACACAACUUGGAUUUUGCUCAGUUUAUUUUGUUUUCCUUGCUGCUAACAUGAAACAGGUGGUGGAAGGAUUUCUGAAGAAUCAUACAAAUUACAAUGACUUGAACAUUACCAGCAGUCCACCUGAUGAGUGGAACGUUGAUGCAAGGAUAUACAUGCUGAGCUUGCUUCCUUUUUUGAUCAUUUUUGUUUUUAUUCGUGAUCUCAAGUACCUUGCAGUAUUCUCUUUUUUGGCAAAUCUCUCAAUGGCUGUCAGUCUUGUUAUCAUCUAUCAGUAUAUUAUUAGGGACAUGCCUCAUCUAGGGAAGCUUCCUUUGGUUGCCAGUUGGAAAAAAUAUCCGCUUUUCUUUGGCUCUGCAAUAUUUGCUUUCGAAGGAAUUGGGUUGGUUCUUCCUUUAGAAAAUAAAAUGAAGCAAAAAAAACGUUUUCCACGAGCACUAAACAUUGGAAUGGGCAUUGUCACAGCUUUGUAUAUUUCAUUGGCUACUCUUGGGUAUCUGCACUUUGGUGAUCAUGUUCAGGGCAGUAUCACAUUAAACCUUCCACAACACAUAUGGUGUAGUAAGGGAUGACGUCAUCCUUUUGUGAAGUGGCCUUUGGAGCAUCCUGCAAUUGAGAUGACGUCUUCCUACCUGCGUCCCUCCUCUUCCUCUGCUGCUCCCUCCUCAGGCAAGAUGAUAGUACCUUCUUCUGAGGUAUCAGCGAUGGAUUGGGAUGUAGAAUGUUUGAAUAUUUUUGGAUUGCCAGCAUAUUGAAAGUAUUUUUUUUUUUGAAGACUUGAAUAAGACAUUUGACAACUAUCUGUUGACCAAGUCUGUGAAUGUAGAUAAAAGUAGAACUGAAAAGUGUUUUGAAACUGUUACAUAGUGUUAUGGGUAUCCAUAUCAAGUAAACUUACAUGAUGCAUUAAGGUCAACCGUUUAGACAGUGCAUCAUAUCAUUUUAGUAUGAAAGUAGCAAUGCCAAACCUGAAAUUUUCAUCAGAAUGCUUUCCUCAUUAUUUGAUCAAUUGAAAAUUAUGGUUACUAGUGCUAUGUUGUUGUUUGAAGAUGUGGUAUUUUCUGCCUCUUCCUUGAAGUUUAAUUUGCACUAGCUUCCCAAUUAUGUAACAAGAGCAUUGACAGUGCCUUGCAGUCUUCUAGGUCCCCUUUUAUCUUUAAAACUUUUUUUUCCACUACAAUGAGCCAUUAAUUGUCCAUCAACUGCAGGUAAUGGGCAUUUGAAGCAUAUGCAAUUUUCCUCCAAGCCAGUCAUCCUGAUUUGGAACUGUACUGUCAUUCCUUCACUGUUGAGAGAUAAAAUCCUGGAACGUCUUUUCAGCAGCACCAUGGGUGUACCUGCACCAGAUGCACAGCAGCAGUUUGUGAGGGUGACUUACCAUAACCCUCUUGAGUGCAGUUAGGCAUGUACAACAAGUGGCUGGCUACGUCAGCACUGCCCAAACCCCAUGAAAGAAUAAAAAGCUAUUUAGAUAUAAAGUUUUUGUUCUUCAGGCAUUUUCUUAGACACUAUUGGGUGUAUGUCAGGUCAUUACACUUCAUGCCAAAGGAACACCACCUUAGAUGCUUUAGAUGUUUCCAAAAUUGGUUUAAGCUCAACUUCCUGAGGACAACAUGGAAACCUAUUGACUUAGAUGCCCUUGGCAAUGUUGUUGUUGUUGUUAAUGGACCUGGAAUGUUGGCAACACUACAAAUGGAGCGUUACUUCUACCUUUGGACCAGUGAUGUUGCUGUGCUCUUCCAAAAGUAGAAAUGCUGCUUUUAACAAUUGAUACUAAAACACAUGAUAAGCCAGUAGCUAAGACACAAAUAUGCUUUGCAGACUGUAUACUGCAUAAAUAAAUUUCACAGUUAAGGUUGCAUUGACUUAGGCUGUUCCUAGAUUUGAAAUUGGAUAUAUCGUUGUUUCAUUAUUUUGUUCUGUAGUUGACAGACAUUCAACAUUAAGAUUAGUUUAGUGCACUUUUUUUUUACAUCUAUACUUUUGUAUGUGAUAUUUUCACUGGGAUCUGACUACUUCAUUUAAGACAUCCAGUUUUAACAACAUAUGGUUAUAUAGAAUUUGAGGUUUGACCAGAUGCAGGUGAAUUAACAAAAUGCCAUUCAGUAACACAAAAACAAAGAUUUUCACUUAUUUUAAAGAAUUUUAUUUUUCUAUUUGCACAAUUCUUUGUAAAAGACAUAACAUCUGAAAGAAGCCAAUAAGCUUUUGUGUUCCGCAGUUCCGAAGUUGCUGCUCCUACUUGAUGAUAUGCAGUUUUUACAUGCAACACUGAUUGAGUUGCCAUUGUAUUUUUCUACUUGAAAGAGAAUUAAGAGCUUGCAUGGUGUAUUGGUUACAUUGAGAUUACUUUCUUUUUAGUAGAUAUAAUAUAGAACAAAUGGGAAGAGAGAGAGACAGAAAAUUAGAUUAGAUUACAUUACAGUGUGGAAACAGGCCCUUCGACCCAAC
This is a messenger RNA of Chiloscyllium plagiosum (whitespotted bambooshark), 3382 nucleotides long. Lineage: Eukaryota; Metazoa; Chordata; Chondrichthyes; Orectolobiformes; Hemiscylliidae. The record is from RefSeq and is a predicted model, not a curated record.